Suillus subalutaceus is the source of this 1120-nucleotide messenger RNA. RefSeq lists its product as uncharacterized. The record is from RefSeq and is a predicted model, not a curated record. The coding region runs from base 203 to 850 and encodes 215 amino acids. NCBI's taxonomy places the organism in Eukaryota, Fungi, Basidiomycota, Agaricomycetes, Boletales, Suillaceae. The transcript has 9 exons. Gene Ontology annotation, biological process: (1->6)-beta-D-glucan biosynthetic process; cell wall biogenesis.
GUAAAGGAAUCGAAGUCUCAGAUUCUUUGUGUAAAUUAUCAACACCCAUCCCAUUCACGGUUGCAACGUUGCUCGCUUCCCUGGGCCCAUAAAUUCAACGUUCUUUCAUUACGCUCUCUCAGCUUUUGCUUUUGUAUCCCACCAGCUCCAAAAAAAUUUGCCUGUACUAAGUACCAACAUCCUAAUUCAAGCCCCUUUUACGAUGUCCGCUUUCAAGACUCUUGCUUCUCUCGCUCUUCUUGUUUCCACGCGUCUUGCCUUCGUUCAAGCCGCCGUCUAUGUGACAAACCCGGUACAAUCAACUACUUGCAGUGGAGGUCAGUCCUGCGAAGUGAAUUGGGUUGACGACGGUCAGAGCCCUCUCCUGAGUGACAUCGGAGAAUGUACUGUUGGCUUGUACAACGGCGAGAUGGCCCUCGUGCAGUCGCUAACGUCCGUCAACGUUGCGGACACGACUUCCUUCUCGUUCACUCCUAACCCAUCUGCCGGUGACAAUGGCGGCUACUACCUGGUGUUCACCUCAACCAGCACCAGCUACCAGGGCUGGUCUGGUACUUUUACCCUUAGCGGCAUGACUGGUUCAGGCACUUCAACUGUGGUUUCGUCACUUGGAGGUAUUUCGACGACUGCAGGUGUUUCUAGCUCUGGUAGCUUCACGUCAACCACCACUAUCCCAUCUGCCACGUCAACUUCGCCCUCUACUGUUUCCUCUAGCACGAGCACCCACAGUAGCACUACCGCCAGCUCGACCCCGUCGUCCACCCCAUCUAGCGCUGCCAUCCGCUCCGGUGCUUCAACCUCAUUGGCUGGUGGACUUGUUCUUGCCUUAGCUGGUGCUCUUGUAUUCUAGAGUGUUGGUGGUGUAGAGGUUAGAGGGUUGUGGCCGCGAUACCUUUAUUUUCUCUUUGAAUGCCCUUCCAGAGACGUUUCAUGACUUGCCGAUGGCAAUACCUGACAUUUUAUUGUAUUGUUCUUGAUGCAUUUGUUUGUUGAUGAUACCAUAUUAGCUAUCAACUGGUUGACGACAGGUGCUAUCUUCAUCAGAUUUAGUGAAAGUACAUUUGACUCUCAGUAUCCUACAUAUUGAUCAUCACAAUAUCUCAAAGAGACCUCAGACUUG